Penaeus vannamei (Pacific white shrimp) is the source of this 713-nucleotide messenger RNA. Lineage: Eukaryota; Metazoa; Arthropoda; Malacostraca; Decapoda; Penaeidae. The record is from RefSeq and is a predicted model, not a curated record.
CCUUGCAGUUUCCAUUAAGAUGAACAUCUUGUUAUUUGCGCCUGCACUGUUGCUUGCAUAUCUGCGCUGCCUUGGCUUCAAGAAAACUAUACUGCAGCUGACUAUUUGUGCUGCUGUACAGGUUUUGUUAGCUGUACCAUUUCUAAUGGCUAAUUCAUUUGGAUAUAUAAAGCAGUCUUUUGACUUAGGACGUGUCUUUUUGUUUGAGUGGACAGUGAAUUGGAGAUUCCUACCAGAAGAGAUAUUUGUUAAUAGGUCGUUCCAUUUACUGCUUCUUGGUCUACAUUUGGUUCUUCUCUGCACCUUUGCCUACACUCACUGGGAUAGGUAUCUAGUCAAUUAUGCCACUCUUCAAGGAAUUGGACUUGAGACAGAGAUGGCCUGCCAGCUACUAGUGUUGCCCUUGUUUGUCAGCAAUUUCAUAGGUGUGGCUGUGAGUCGAUCUCUCCACUACCAAUUCUAUGUUUGGUACUUCCACUCUCUGCCGUACUUGCUUUGGUCAACUCAAUUUAGUGUAACAUUCAGACUUUUGUUGCUAGGUGUGGUGGAGCUUUGCUGGAAUACAUACCCAUCAACAUGGUGGAGCUCAGGUCUCCUUCAUGCUUGCCACCUAGCUCUCCUAACAGGAUUGUUCCUAAAUCGUCCAACAAACAAGCGAACAGAAAGGUUAAAGAAAGCACUAGAAAAGAAAGAAUAAAAGUAAUACAAGAUUA